Molecule: messenger RNA, 1132 nt
Organism: Bactrocera tryoni
Lineage: Eukaryota; Metazoa; Arthropoda; Insecta; Diptera; Tephritidae
Product: zinc finger protein 706-like
Exons: 3
Coding region: 232-465 (77 amino acids)
Source: RefSeq, a predicted model, not a curated record
UUUUAUUAAUUGAAAGUAGCUGAACUCAAAAGUAUUACGGGACAAGUUGAUUACAAAAAUUUAAAAGCCGCUAAUUUCGGAUAUAAUAAUAAAAAAUCAUAGUAUUUGUGAAUUUAUUGAUUACUCGGUGUAUUCAGUACUUGGUUUUUAUAAAAAUAAUAAUUUAAAGGAUCAACCACGUUGUAGAAAUUAAUUGGUGAUCAUCUAGAUUAAAAAUAAAUUAUAAACAAUAUGGCUCGAGGACAUCAAAAGCUUCAGUCUCAAGCUAAGGCUCAAGAAAAGCAAGCAAAAAUGAAAAAACAACAAGGCCACAGUGCCAACGAUCAGAAGAAGGCAGCACAAAAGGCGCUCGUUCAUGUGUGCGCUGUUUGCAAGUCUCAAAUGCCCGAUCCAAAAACGUACAAACAACAUUUUGAGAAUAAGCACCCCAAAAAUGAAAUGCCACCUGAAUUAAAAGAUGUGUAAAAUUUGCUAUGUUUUAAUCAUUCUGGCUGCAGUUAAUAUAAUCGAUAUUGAAACUUUUGAAUAAAUAUUGUAGAAACGAAGCCAGCAGCUACCCAUAAUUGACGAACAUGUGUAUUAUUGAUAAAGCAACUAGAAGGUCUGCUUUUACGAUAACAUAGCUAAUUUUUUUGUAUUUGUUUUGUAGAGUUGUAAAAAACACUCAAACUAUAUUUUCUUUUUUAUGUUAAAUAAUUAAUAAAAAAUGUAACCCAGACGUAUCAAUUAUGAUGUGUAAAUUUUGUAGCGGUCUGCAUACCAAACAAUACGAAGUUAUUUACUACUGCCGUACUGCUUCGCUUCAGUUAACUUCAAUGUGGUUAACUCAAAUUAAUAAUUCUUAACAUUGAUAAAGCUGUUUGAUUGUAUUUUUUUCAUAUAUAUAUAAAUAGAAACAUAUUACACAGAAUUACGAUUUUUUAAAAUUGCAUCAUUAUAUUCGUAGAUAUAUACAUCUAAGAUUAAUAAUAGCAAAAGGCAAAAAAUAUAUUUAGUAUUGUGUCACACAAGCAUGCAUAUAUACAUACACAAUUUUGUACUAUAUAAAUUGCAUAUUGAUAUAAUAUAAGCAAUUACUCCCCGCAUUGGCUCAUAUUUUUCUCCUGUGUAAAUUUGCCUUUGUAUUUUAACG